CUCUUGAGGCGCCCCAACAGCUUACCCAAGCCUGCCUGCAUCGCGCCCCUUGCCAUAAGGCUAUAGCUUUCCAACUUCAGCUACAGUGAUAGCUAAGUUUGGAAAGAAAACAAAGAGAAAUCCCGGGGCGCCUUAUUUUUUUUUUUUUAUUUGCUAGUGUGUUGUUUUUGUUUUGUUUCUUUGCUUUUUGGUGGUGCUAUCUCCAGUUAUUUGCACUCCAGUUAACGACAAACAACAACAAAACAUCAAUAGCAGCAGCAAAAGCAGAGGACAAAGAAAAGUCAACCAAGUCCUCCUGGUGUCAUGACCCGGACAAAUGACCAAAACACUCGUGGAGGAUGCUGUGGAUCCUUUAAAGAGUAUGUUACCUCUGCAAAAUUUCUUCUCUACCUUGGUCAUUCUCUAUCCACCUGGGGAGAUCGGAUGUGGCAUUUUGCAGUAUCUGUGUUUCUUGUUGAACUCUAUGGAAACAGCCUGCUCUUAACAGCUGUCUAUGGACUGGUGGUGGCAGGCUCUGUUCUGGUUCUGGGAGCCAUCAUUGGAGAUUGGGUAGACAAGAAUCCAAGACUGAAAGUGGCUCAGACUUCUUUGGUUGUGCAGAAUGUUUCAGUCAUUGUGUGUGGCAUCAUCCUGAUGAUGGUUUUCUUACAUAAAAUUGACCUUAUGACCAUGUAUAAUGGAUGGAUUCUUACUUCCUGUUAUAUCCUGAUCAUCAGUAUUGCAAAUAUUGCAAAUUUGGCCAGCACUGCUACUGGGAUCACAAUUCAGAGAGACUGGAUUGUUGUUGUUGCAGGGGAUGACAGAAGCAAAUUAGCAGAUAUGAAUGCUACAAUAAGAAGAAUCGACCAGUUAAAUAAUAUUCUGGCCCCAAUGGCUGUUGGUCAGAUAAUGACAUUUGGCUCUCCAGUGAUUGGCUGUGGGUUCAUUGCUGGAUGGAAUUUGGUCUCCAUGUGUGUGGAGUACUUCUUACUUUGGAAAGUUUAUCAGAAAACUCCAGCUCUGGCUUUGAAAGCCCUUCCAAAAGCAGAUGAAACCGAACUGAAACAAUUGAAUUUACAGAAAGAUAUUGAGUCAAAAGCCCAGGAGGGAUCCCAUCUGAUGGGUGAAAAAGAUCCUAAGAAGUAUGAGUUUGAGAACGAAAAAGAGCCUGGUUGUGCUUCCCAGAUAGCAGAACCUUUCCGUACUUUCCGUGAUGGAUGGAUCUCAUACUACAACCAAUCAGUGUUUUUGGCUGGCAUGGGUCUUUCUUUCCUUUAUAUGACUGUCCUGGGCUUUGACUGUAUCACUACUGGCUACGCUUACACUCAGGGUCUGAGUGGCUCAGUACUCAGUCUUCUCAUGGCAGCCUCAGCCAUCACUGGUAUUAUGGGAACAGUGGCUUUCACCAAACUACGUCAAAGGUGUGGCCUGGUUCGAACAGGUGUGAUCUCUGGAAUAAGCCAGAUGGCCUGUUUGACCCUGUGUGUGAUCUCUGUUUUCAUGCCUGGAAGUCCUUUGGAUUUAUCAGUUUCUCCCUUUGAAGACAUCCGUACUAGAUUAAUUCAAAGUGAGGAAUUGCGCCAAAUAGUACCUACAGAAAGACCUGAAACUUCCUUCUCAACUGGAAUGCACAACUUACUAAAUGAGUCUUAUCCUACUAAGGGAUACCCAGAAAUGAGUCCUAAGCCUGUGUCUUUAAUCUCUGUCAGUCUGCUCUUUGCAGGGGUCAUUGCUGCUAGAAUUGGUCUUUGGGCCUUUGAUUUGACUGUGACACAGUUGCUGCAAGAAAACGUAAUAGAAUCGGAACGAGGCAUUAUAAAUGGUGUACAGAAUUCUAUGAACUAUCUUCUAGAUCUUAUUCAUUUCAUCAUGGUCAUCUUGGCUCCCAAUCCUGAAGCUUUUGGUUUACUUGUAUUGAUUUCAGUCUCUUUUGUGGUAAUGGGCCAUAUGAUGUAUUUCCGCUAUGCCCAGAAAACUCUGGGAAAUCAGCUCUUUGUUUGUUGUUCUGAUACAAAAACAGUCUCCAGUGAAGCAGAAAAUAAUGUGUCUGUUGUAUAGUGCAGUUCAUUGCUGCUACCCCUGUUACGGAAUUGUAGUACCAGUCCUUAUUUUAGGGCACCCAUAAAUGGUCAAAAUGUUUCUUUUGAGUUUAUCACAGUAAGCCUUAAGAGGGGGUAAGCUUCAAAGAAACUAAAAAUGUGUAAAUAUGAUGUAAGGAAUCUCUUUCAUAUCUAGAGAUUAAACUCCUAGGAAAAAUACCCCACCAACUGAAAUUUAGGGAGUGUAUUGGUAUUGCUGAUGGUCCUUUUUUGCCCCUUUUCUCCUAGGUUCUAGAAUAGAAAAGAGAUGUUUAUGCUUUAAUAUGGUUGCUCUUUGAUAGAUGUCCAUUGUUUAUCCAUUUAUAUGCUCUAGAAUUCAGAUACAUUGCUUGACCUCUAAAAUGGCAGUUGUACUCAUUCUUCUUGAGGAAGGCUAGCCUCAUGUUCCUUUUAUCUUGUCAUCAUUUAAAUAGAAUUAUUAAAAAUAAUUUCUCCUCCAACCAUGAAAAUUGGAGUUUGCUAGCCUGGUCUCAGUAUUAUCCCAUUUAUGGUAAGAGUUUGUGAAGCACAUGGAAAGUUUUGAAAUCAACUAGUAUUCUCUUGCCAUGGAUAUUUUGGUUAAACUUGGGAAAGCACCUUUAUUUUUGUUAUUACCAUAGGGUUCAGAAUAGAGCAAAGUAUCAUAUUACACAUAUGUAGCAUUUCAUAUAAUGAACUAGCAUAUAAGCUGCAGAUAUAGUUAUAAGAUAGCAUUAUAACCAUCUUUUCCUAAGGAUGCAAGGCAUGCUGAAAGUAGUCUUCAUAUGGCAAUAAUCAGAUAACGUAAACUAGGAGCUAGAAAAGAACAUGAAAAGGGGGUGUAUCUGAAUUGUACUCCUGCCACUGAAUUAAAUCAACUCUGCAAACUUGGAUUAUAAGUGUCUCAACUCUAAACAGUUCAGAAUAAAGUAUAAAGAACAAGGAAGUUCUUGGCAAAGUUUUUGUUUUAUAAACCAUCUGACUUGCUAAACAGACUUUUAGUAAGGCAGUGGUAUCCUUUUUGUAACCAGAAACUAUUUGUACCCUUUUAUAUCCAGAAACUAUUUUAAACUGGUUGUAUAGUAAGAAUAGGUUCAUAAAUGUGUUCCAUCUAAAUGUCUUUAGAAGAAAAAUGAAGAAUGUUUGCAUUUUGCUUUAUAAGUUUUACCAGUGAUUAUUGAGUAUGCCAGCACCAGGUUGGUACUUUGGCAUUAGCCAUUGAUGCACUUUCAUGGAGACUGCAAUAUGUUGCUAUGAGCACUUUUCUUUUUUGUUGUUAAUGCUUAAUCUUUUCCUUCUUCCCUUUUCGUUUUAUCUACAGUAUGACCAUGUGAUUUACUUUGUUGUAAAGAAAAUCUUUGUAAUAAAUAUUUCUAUAUAAAAA
Molecule: messenger RNA, 3420 nt
Organism: Gracilinanus agilis (Agile Gracile Mouse Opossum)
Lineage: Eukaryota; Metazoa; Chordata; Mammalia; Didelphimorphia; Didelphidae
Gene: SLC40A1
Product: solute carrier family 40 member 1
Exons: 8
Coding region: 304-2037 (577 amino acids)
Biological process (GO): iron ion transmembrane transport
Cellular component (GO): basolateral plasma membrane
Molecular function (GO): iron ion transmembrane transporter activity; peptide hormone binding
Source: RefSeq, a predicted model, not a curated record